Diospyros lotus (date-plum) is the source of this 1500-nucleotide messenger RNA. RefSeq names its product probable membrane-associated kinase regulator 2. Bases 198 to 1319 code for a protein of 373 amino acids. Lineage: Eukaryota; Viridiplantae; Streptophyta; Magnoliopsida; Ericales; Ebenaceae. Gene Ontology annotation, cellular component: plasma membrane. The record is from RefSeq and is a predicted model, not a curated record. The transcript has 2 exons.
UAAGCAGACUGGUCUCUCUCACAUGGCUACUCUCUCUCUCUGUUCUCUGCUCCCUGCUCUGAAACUGAAACCAAGUAACAGGCAAGAAAGCGAAAUACACAUAUAAGCCAGGCCCCUCUCUCUCUCUCUCUGCCUUUAUAGCUCCAUUAUCAACCCUGCCUUUUAGCUCUUUCUCUCUGGCCCUGGCUCUCCCAACCAUGGAAGUUUUCAGCUUGCUCAGGUACUGGCGCGGAGGCGGCGGAACACUCGACGGAGGGGUUAAUGCUGGUCACGGGACCACGACCAUUGUCACCUCCGUCAGCCACCAGGCGGGUGAGAUGGACGACAAUGAACGAGAGGGCGACAACGACGAUGGACCCUUCUUCGAUUUGGAGUUCGCCGUGCCGGACGACGGCGAAGUGGAUGAGCAAGGGGAUGGUACGGACGGCGGCGAGGAGGAAGAUAGCGAGAAUGAAAGGGAUUUCAAGUUCACGCUCUCAUCCGGUUCGAGCGCCGACCGGACGGAUCCUAAUGUCGCGCUGUCGCCUUCCGACGAUUUGUUCUUCAAUGGCCGGCUCGUGCCGGUGGAGGCGGAGCCGACGGCGGCGAAGUCGCAGUUCUCGCUCCUUAAGUCGGCGACAAAGUUUAGGGUCAUGAUGCUGAAGUUCAAGAAACCGAAGACCAAUUUGGCCGAGAAACCAGAGCCCAAAGAUGAGGAGACCCAGCAGCAGCAGCAGCUGCAGCUGCCGAAGCAACCGAAAAGCAAGCAUUUCACCGUGAAAUUCAAGGUGGAGGAGGUGCCGAUCAUGUCUCUGUUCGCCAGAGAAACCAACAAGUCCCAGAAGCAGCAAAUCUCCGACGAAACAUCAGCGAUGGAUGAGAAGCCCUUCUCCAAAGACGCCGUUCUAAGGUACUUAAAAAUGGUUAAGCCUUUGUACAUCCGCGUCUCCAAGCGGUACGCCGAGAAACUGAGGUUUUCUCCGCCUUCUACGGCGGCGGAGAAACCGUCCCCUCCGCCGGCGGCUAACACCUCAGUGGCGGCUGAGAAGGAACCGUCACCGCGCGCGAGCAACGAAAAGGGUCAGAAGCAGGGGAAUGUGCCGGCGGGGCUGCGAGUGGUGACGAAGCAUUUGGGGAAGAGCCGGUCGGCCUCCUCGACGGCGCCUUCUUCUGGGUCGGUUCAGGCGAAACGGCGAGACGACUCGCUGUUGCAGCAGCAGGACGGGAUUCAAGGCGCCAUUCAACACUGCAAGCGAUCCUUCAUCGCUUCAUCCAGAGAGCUGGAGCCGUCGUCGCUUCUGUCGAGGUCGGCGAGCGAUCCAUCCCACGACAAAUCGUAGCGCAGAAAGCGUUCAAAGAGGCGGAGGAAGGCAAGCAGCCGAUAAUGGAAACCGUCUUUUCACUUUGGUUCUUUAAUUUCGGUAUGAUUUUGAGGACUAAAGUGACCCACCAGCGGCCACUUUCUUCCCUGUAAAUUCGUUCCCAAAAACAAAAAGAGAAAAGCCUGAACCUUUCCCCCUC